UCAAUUUUUGUUAAAGUUCUUAAUUAGGUAAAAAAGCAAACACGAAACGUAUAUCUUAUCCCCCAUUAGUUAUCUUUGACAUUUGUUAAUCAAAUCAAUUAUUUCGGAUUGAUAACAGUUUUUCGCACAACUUCUAGCGCGUCAUCCCCUUAUCCAUUUUCAAUUGGCUUUUUCGAAGACCUCUCAUUUUUGGGGGUAUACCCCAAAACAAUGGCUCAUGCUGAACUUUGUGCCUCCUAACCGAUCCAUUUAACCAAGCUAGCCAGGAUACCACAACGCAGUGAGUAACAACACUGAACUCAGGGCCCUUGAAUGUUUCUGUGACAUUAUCACGACUUAUCGAGGCUUACUUCAAAUGAAUCACGGCGAGCGACAGGCCUACCGUAAAGCGGAGUACGCGAGUAUCUACCAGCUGAUAAAAUAUAUCAAUUAUCAGAUAUCUUUUUUGCUGAUAGCUACUACUUACGCAGAAAUACUUCAUAAAAGCUCGCCCAGUCUGCAAGUGUCCACCAAAACGAACGAAUCGAUCCGGCUCCUUGCAAGGGCAAGAAGUAUCUAGACCGCUGCCUGGUUACAUAAGCUAGGAGUAUGACGACCACAUAUGUCACCGCGGGUCCAGUGCCCGUCCAGCAAACCACCUACAUCACCACGGGUCCCGCGCCAGUACAGACCACUUAUGUCACCAACGGUCGACUACCUCCUCCACCACCGCCGCCACAGACCACGGUGGUCAUCACCCAGUCCAACGGACGCUGGGCAACUCCAUCUCAAACGCAGUCAGGAACAGCAGCCGCCCUUCUCUUCGUGUACGCUGGUAUGGACAUGGCCCAGGGUCUCGGCUGGAACUUGACCACCAUUCCCGCCUUUGGCACCCUGGAGUUCCAGUACAGUUGGUUCAUUGGCGUCAUAAUAGGAACUGUGGUGGCCGCCAUAACAGCAUCUUUUCUGCCCAAAGCUGUGUUUUAUGGCCUGGGUGGCGUGAUGAACCUGAUCGACGCCAUUAUCUUUGUGAGUGCUCCCUACCAGUACGAGUCCAUCCUGGCUGCCCGCUAUGUGGGUGGAGUGGGCAUCGGGCUGAUCACCGUGCCCUUCCUCAUCCACAGUGCCGAGAUCGCAUCCAGUUCGAACCGGGGAACCUGCUGCGCCCUGGAGCAAUAUGGUUUGGCGCUGGGAGUGGCCAUCCAAGUGAUCUACGACUCCCAGUGGAGCCCCAGUUUGGGCAUGACCAUCAACCGGGUGCACGGCAUCUUUGGCAUCGUUUUCACGGCGAUUGCCCUCGGCAGUGUGGCCAUUACCAUUGACUCCCCCAUCUUCUAUAUCCGCCAGAACCAGGAGCAGAAGGCGCGGGCCAGUGUGAAGCAGCUGAUGGGCGUCUUUUGGACCCGCGAGGCUGGAGAUCAAGCCUACGACGAGGCCAAGCUGUACGUGGUGGAGGGCAGCAGCCAGGGAGUGGGUGAGCAGCUCAAGGACUCCAUGAUGCCCUUCCUGAAGCUGCUGCUCUUCCGCUGCUUCGUGGCCUUCACCUUCUCCAUCCCACUCUCCGAGUCCAUGGUGGAGACCACUCAGCUGGUGGAGGGCACCACCUACUCCUGGCCCACGGUUAUAUUCGCUGUCCUCCGCCUCAUCGGAGCCCUGCUCACAUUCGGUAUCCUGGACACAGCUGGCCGUAAGUUCGUCUCCCUGCUGGGACUGAUGUGCAUGGCCGGCUUGAUGCUCGGGAUGGCCGGAGUCUACGGGGACUACGCCCACUUCGUCGACGACUACUUUAUGUGGCAGGUGUGCCGCCUGGGUAUGGCAUUCCAGUUCUUCGCCGGACUCUUCGUUUGCAGCUCAUCCGUCUACCUGGGCGAGGCCUUCCCCAUGAGGGUGAAACCCUUCCUGAUCGGCUUGAUCGUCUGUAUGGAGCAGGUGAUCCACAUCAUAGUGAUCGUCAAGUUCACCCCUUUUGCGGAAUUCUUCUACACGUACUUCGUGGCCGUGGGUAUCAUCAUGGUCAUAGGCCUGGUGGCCUUUGCAGUUCUGAUGCCGGAGACGAGGGGAUUGACCUUGCGACAGGCGGGCGAAAGGUUCCGCCGAGUUCACGAUGUGAUGGCGUACUAGGUGGCUUUUAUUUAUUUUUUCUAUUUUGUGAUGAAAUAAAAAACUGCCCUAAGAAAAUCA
Drosophila biarmipes is the source of this 2160-nucleotide messenger RNA. RefSeq lists its product as uncharacterized. The record is from RefSeq and is a predicted model, not a curated record. The transcript is spliced from 3 exons. Lineage: Eukaryota; Metazoa; Arthropoda; Insecta; Diptera; Drosophilidae. Gene Ontology annotation, biological process: transmembrane transport. Bases 589 to 2100 code for a protein of 503 amino acids. Gene Ontology annotation, cellular component: membrane. Gene Ontology annotation, molecular function: transmembrane transporter activity.